Rosa rugosa (rugosa rose) is the source of this 2790-nucleotide messenger RNA. RefSeq lists its product as uncharacterized. Gene Ontology annotation, cellular component: membrane. The coding region runs from base 340 to 2616 and encodes 758 amino acids. The transcript has 8 exons. Gene Ontology annotation, molecular function: serine-type endopeptidase activity. NCBI's taxonomy places the organism in Eukaryota, Viridiplantae, Streptophyta, Magnoliopsida, Rosales, Rosaceae. The record is from RefSeq and is a predicted model, not a curated record.
CGAAGCCCGACCUUUAGAAUUCUUGGCCAUCUCAAACUCCUACCAGCUGUGACUGGUCACCCCUCUCUCCCCCUCUGAGCCAAAAGCUCAGAGCUCUCCCUUAAUCCUACCUCUCAUCCAAAACCCUCAAAUUUCAAAUCCCCUAAUCUUCUUCAUCUCUUCCAAUUGCUCCCCCAAUUUGAAUCACAACCUUCGAUUCAACUCUACCAUCUCCAGUUCAACGUCUUUUGCUACCAAAAUGGCAUAUCCUGGCUGCUGUUAGCCUUUUAUAGGUCGUCUUUCUUCGUCUCCGAGACCGCACUGUACCAAAUCUUCACCUUCCUAUUCCAAUUUGCUCUUAUGGCGAUCCGCGUCACCCUAGGGUUUUCCGGCUACGUAGCCCAAAACCUAGCCUCCUCCGCCAGUAUUCGCGCCAGUAAUUGCCGCGGCGUCCACGAAUGCUGGGUUAGGUCUCUGCUGUUCAGCACCAACCAGAAGGCCGAUCUCGACCCCUCCGGCACCGUCCCCAGUUACCGGUCCAAAUUCGCCGCCAGGUCCAAGGCUCCGACCUCCCUCUACGGCGCCCUUGCCGAAGAAUUCCUCUGCCAAAGCUCCAAGACCCCGAUUAUGUCCACCUUGAUCUCCGUUUUGAAGUCAACGGCCUCCGUCACCGGUCCUUCUCCGGCUUCCCCGUCUCUUGGCCUCGGAAUCUCGCCGGUCAAACCCGGUUCGAUCAUGCCGUUCUUGCAGGCCUCCAAGUGGCUUCCCUGCAACGAAUCUGUUCCGGCGAAAUUGGUGAGCGAGAUGGACAGAAAACUGCGUUUGGAUGAUGAUGAGGUGGUGGCCUCUGCCUCGGAGUUGAGUAAGAAUGGAUUGCAGAGGAGCGGUUGGUUAUCGCGCCUCUUGAGUUCUUGCUCCGAAGACGCAAAGGCAGUCUUCACUGCUGUGACUGUCAGCGUUCUGUUCCGCUCAUCCUUGGCCGAGCCCAGGUCCAUUCCUUCCACCUCUAUGUACCCUACUCUCGAUGUGGGUGAUCGUGUUCUAGCUGAGAAGGUUUCAUAUCUGUUUAGAAAGCCUGAGGUUUCAGAUAUAGUAAUUUUCAAGGCACCUCCAAUCUUGCAGGAGAUAGGCUUUAGCUCGGGCGAUGUAUUCAUAAAAAGAAUUGUGGCCAAGGCUGGAGAUUAUGUUGAGGUACAUGAUGGGAAAUUGUUGGUGAACGGUGAAAUUCAAAAUGAAAAUUACAUAUUGGAGCCUCUUGCCUAUGAAAUGGAACCAAUUCUCAUUCCAGAAGGCUAUGUCUUUGUGAUGGGGGACAACCGCAACAACAGUUUCGACUCUCAUAACUGGGGUCCCCUUCCUGUAAAAAACAUUCUUGGAAGAUCCGUGUUUCGCUACUGGCCUCCCUCCAAAGUGUCCGACAUUAUGCAUGAACCACAGGUAGAAAAAUCUGUGGCAAUUUCUUGGUACCUCAUUCAUUUCAACCUCUCUCUCUUCUUAUUCGUCCUUUCUCUAAUUUCUAAUCACUACUUUGUUUGCGCUGCAUGUUUUCAUGAAAUCAAGGACGUCUUGAAGCAAAUCUCGGUGAAGCAGAGGUGGGAUUUGCAGAGCGUUAGGGUUUCCAGAUUGGAUUCCGGCAAAGUACGCUUCGGGAGUGCCCAGCGCUACGAAUUCCGGAUCGGAUUCGGCAAGUCCCACGUCGUCGUCUUGUUCUCCGACGACGUCGCUUCUUGGAGAAAGUUCCGCAAACCAAGAACCCAUUUUGCCUCUCUUGUCAAGGAGCUCAGUUCCAUGGCUGCAGUUGACACCUUCAAAGUGGAGGGGCCGUUUGAGUUACGAGUCGGUUCAGACCAUGACCUCUCCCUUUCAUUGCCGAUGAACACUACGUAUAGUAGAGGGUUGAAAAGGGUGCUUGUUGGUGAAGGCAUUACUGUUGAGGUAACGAGAGCAACAGAAGUUUCUGUGUUUCAUGCAUCUGAUCUUGGUGUGGCGAUGAACGGAAGUGAUACUAUUGACAAGGAGAAAAGUGAGUUUUGGCCAUUUUGGCAUUCAUAUUGCGCGCCAUUAGUUCCCAUUCGCGUUGUAGGGCCUGCAUCGUUGGUUGCAUACAGGACUAGAAAUCCUGCUGCUCACAUUGAAACUAAAUUUAUGUCCAAGGAUAUAAUUGAGUUGUUGCCACAGAAAUGCUUCAGCAGUCAUCCUACAUACAAGAAGCAGAAGCAGUCUUGCCCCAUUGAUUCUUUAAGUUUGAAAAUAUCUAUGCUGGAAAGAAUUUGGAAAGGCUUUCUUGGUGAUAGGAUUCGACAAAAAGGAUUGUCCGGAUUUCUUGAAGCAAAAAUCAAAGCCUCAACUAUUGUUCGGUUCAAGCUUCAGCUGGAAAGGGAUUUUAGGAGGAAGGGGAUACUCCAGCAGGACAUUGCGGGAUGGAGGACCAGACCAGCAGUGGAAAGGGUUUGGUUUGAAGUUUUGGCGAGAGUUGAAUUAGAGAGGUUGAGGCUGAGGCCUAUCUUGGUUAAAAAGAUAAGGCCAUUCAUUAUAGCAGAUUCAGUUGAAUGGGAUAAUCCUUCGAAUAUUUCCUUUACCAAAUCCCAAUCUAUCCUUGUCGCUCCUGAAGCGCUAACGUUGGAUGUGAAAUGGUAGAGUAAAUUUGUUGUAACAUAGUAUUCGUUGUUUGAGGUUGUUUUACAGAUUAAGGUGUCAAGGCGAUGUUUCUGCCGUCUCCCUUUUUCUUUUCUUGAUGAUGGAUGAAAUGGUGCAUGUCAAUAACACUCUGUAUUGGUCUUGUAAGUAAAUGAGAAACAAAAGUUUAUAGAA